AUGUACCCCUCUCCUGAGGUUGCACAACAUAUUAAGAAGGAUGACGAUUCCUCCAGUUCUAAGAAGGACAUGGCUGCUGAAGGUUUGUGCUCUCUAGGGCAAACUGUGUCUGGUAAAGGAAAAUCUGUGGCAUCUAAAACUGCCAAUGCUUCCCACUCUAAGAAGCAUGAUGAUACAAAUGAUACUCGAAAAGGAAGAUCUGUGGUUGAACUGAUGUCAGCUAGAACAGCUAAGAAGACUGCUGGUGUUGGUCUUUCCAAAUCUUGGAGCAAGACCACUGUGAGGAAGUCCCCUGUGAAAGUUGCUGCUGUGCAUUUGGAUAAUAUUUCUUUCCAUCUUGAGGAUGGAGCUGUCAAAUGGAAAUUUGUGAUUCUACAAAGGGUGGCUGUAGAAAGGGAGUUAGGAAAGGAUGACUUUGAAGUCAAGGACGUCAUGGACCUAAUAAAGACUGUAAGGUUGAUGAAGACUGUGGUUGGGUUCUCUCAGUGCUAUGAGGGUUUAGUUAAGGAAUUCAUUGUUACCAUUCCUGAGGAUAUUGAUGAUAAGAACAACAAGGAAUUUUCCAAAGUGUUUGUGAGAGGUAAGUGCAUCACUUUCUCUCCCACUGUUAUUAACAACUUUUUGGGCAGUAAAGUUGAGGGUGCAGGUGAAUUAGAAGCUAUAGACAAUGGGGUCUGUAGAGAAAUUACAGCUAGGCAGGUGAAAGGGUGGCCUAUUAAGAAGCAUCUUCCUUCCGCGAAGUUAACUGUCAAGUAUGCUAUAUUGCAUAAAAUAGUAGCUGCAAAUUGGGUGCCUACCAACCAUAUUUCCAUAAUUGCUAAUACCCUUGGAAGAUUUAUUUUUGCAGUUGGAACCAAAAUGAAUUUUGACUAUGGUAGAUUUAUGUUUGAACAAAUUAUCAAGCAUGCAUCUACUAAUGCAGUUAAGCUACCUAUUGACUUUCCCUCUAUGAUUUGCGGGAUUAUCCUGAAUCAACACCCUGGUAUUCUGAGUUCUAAUGACUUACCAAGUAGAAGAAAACCUUCUCUCUUGCUUAUAGCUGAUUAUAUGCUUGGUUUUGUAACCCCUUAA
Messenger RNA from Lathyrus oleraceus (garden pea), 1071 nucleotides. RefSeq lists its product as uncharacterized. The transcript is spliced from 4 exons. The record is from RefSeq and is a predicted model, not a curated record. NCBI's taxonomy places the organism in Eukaryota, Viridiplantae, Streptophyta, Magnoliopsida, Fabales, Fabaceae. Bases 1 to 1071 code for a protein of 356 amino acids.